CGUCGCCAUCAUCAUCGAAAUGGCGAAUCAUCAAAUAUCCCCAGCCUCCCUUACAUCCAGCUCAAGUAUCGAACUACAGCCGAAGACAUACACCCCCGAAGAUGAUUGGACCGGAGUUAAUGAUCCCAAAGUUCGACGAAAAGUGCAGAAUCGCUUGAAUCAGCGGGCUUUUCGAUCUCGACAACAAACCAAUAACACCCACGGACAGACCAACCGCACCGCAACCAAGACCAUAUCCAGCCAACAACCCCAACCCACACAAUGGACCUGGGCCCCACCCAAUCUCCCCGACCUAAUGACCCUCUACGAACACCGCAUCACCAAAACCUACCACCUCGGCUCCCCCCAAACCGACCACCUCCUCACCCUCACCCGCCUAAACAUCUGGCGCGCAGCCAACGACAACAUCAUCGCAGCCAGCAUGACAACCGAAUACCUCUGGGCCGACGAAUCCAUCUCCCUAUUCAGCAUCCCCACCGCGAACCCCCUACCUACAAGUAUAAAUCUCCCCACUACCACCAUCCCUGUAAGUCUCCAACCAACCAACCUCCAAAAAACCCUCCCCCAUCAUCCAUGGUUCGACAUCUUCCCGUUUCCCGCAAUGCGGGAUAACUUCCUCCAAGCGGAGGGUAUGUUCGAUGAGGAUGACCUGUGUCAUGACCUCAUGGGGUUCUGGGAUUCGCGGCGCGAGGAAGCCACGCUCCUCGUCUGGGGCGUGCCUUGGGAUCCGAUGAAUUGGGAGGUCACGGAGGGGUUUGUG
Aspergillus sclerotioniger CBS 115572 is the source of this 760-nucleotide messenger RNA. Its product is annotated as bZIP transcription factor. The record is from RefSeq and is a predicted model, not a curated record. NCBI's taxonomy places the organism in Eukaryota, Fungi, Ascomycota, Eurotiomycetes, Eurotiales, Aspergillaceae. The transcript has 2 exons. The annotation marks the transcript as partial.